This is a messenger RNA of Cuculus canorus (common cuckoo), 1542 nucleotides long. RefSeq names its product collagen alpha-6(IV) chain-like. Gene Ontology annotation, molecular function: extracellular matrix structural constituent. Bases 86 to 925 code for a protein of 279 amino acids. The record is from RefSeq and is a predicted model, not a curated record. Gene Ontology annotation, cellular component: collagen trimer. NCBI's taxonomy places the organism in Eukaryota, Metazoa, Chordata, Aves, Cuculiformes, Cuculidae. The transcript has 6 exons.
UGCGGAUCAGAAUCAGGACCCUACGGUUAGUCCGUGAGGUCUUUAGCUCUGUAUCUUUGCAGGUGUAAGAGGGGAGCCUGGCCUUAUGGGGAUGCCAGGUAAAGAUGGGCCUGCGGGAGAUCCUGGUCACCCUGGGCUGAAAGGUGAAGUGGGCCGUCGAGGUCUCCCUGGCCGACAAGGGGCUCCCGGUAUAACCCCACAGCCAGAAGAACUCACAGCCCCUGCAGGCUUACCAGGUCUGCCAGGAGUUGAUGGUGUCCCGGGCUUUGAUGGAGAUCCUGGAUUGCAGGGUGCAGCUGGAAAUCCAGGUCCAAAAGGUCUGCCAGGAAGAUCUGGUUUGAAAGGACGUGAUGGCUUUGCUGGAUCACCUGGCAUAGUUGGGGAUCCAGGACCGUCAGGUGCCCCAGGACCACAAGGAUUUGAAGGUGUUGCUGGAAAGCCAGGCUCACAUGGUUUGCCAGGAAUGCCUGGUCGCAGCGUGGGCGUUGGAUACACUUUAGUGAAGCAUAGCCAGUCAGAGCAAAUCCCGCCCUGUCCCAUAGGAAUGAAUAAGCUCUGGGAUGGCUACAGCUUAUUGUACGUGGAGGGGCAGGAAAAGUCACACAACCAGGAUCUUGGUUUUGCUGGCUCGUGUUUGCCUCGCUUCAGCACCAUGCCUUUUAUUUACUGCAACAUCAACGAAGUGUGCUACUACGCCAGCCGAAAUGACAAGUCCUCUUGGCUCUCCACCACUGCUCCUAUCCCCAUGAUGCCAGUGGACAGCACUCAGAUCCCGCAGUACAUCAGUCGUUGCUCAGUAUGUGAAGCACCUUCCCAGGCUGUGGCUGUGCACAGCCAGGACAUCACCAUCCCCCAGUGUCCCCUUGGCUGGCGUAGCCUAUGGAUAGGAUACUCUUUCCUUAUGAGUGCAGAAUGCAAUUCCUAACGGCGCAGGCGACGAGCAGUCUGCUGAAGUUCCCAGAGGGGACUGUUGAGGCGCUCGGGGAAGAUGAUCCAACCCGAGGUUCUGUGCUGUGGGGGAAGAUUUCUGGAGGUGAGCAUUUCCCUUUCACUCUGGUCUUGGUACAAAGUAAUCCUUGCCUGGGGGUUUCCUGAAGCACAAGGUCCCAGUCUCAGGUGUGUCAGGUGGGUGCUGCUGAGAUGCCUCAGGUUGAGAGAGAGGGAAAAGGAUGUUUUAGCGAUUCAAAGUGCUCAUGUGAAAAGGUUAGUCAAGUGAAACUUUGAAAUUACAACAACUUGCACCAGUCCUGUGCGAUUAAAAGAAUCUACUUAACCCCCCUGUGUCAGUGAGCCCUCCUCGCUUUUUAAUGAAAUCAAAGGCAGCUUUCAAGCAAGGAGUGGUCUUGUUUAGGGCUGUGUUUAUUGGUACCAGCUCAAGCUCUCUGACCAUCCUAAGAGCACAUGCAGAAAGAGUUCUUGUCCAGCGUUACCGAGGCAGUAGGCCCUGCUUUUUCUGGUUCGUCUCAAUAAAGAGAGAAGGAAGAGGAUAACACUGUGAGGCACUGCAGCCCUAUUUCCAGAGUAUUGAAAAGGAUGCCACAG